Messenger RNA from Pomacea canaliculata, 2654 nucleotides. RefSeq lists its product as uncharacterized. The record is from RefSeq and is a predicted model, not a curated record. Gene Ontology annotation, molecular function: RNA ligase (ATP) activity. Gene Ontology annotation, biological process: response to reactive oxygen species. The transcript has 2 exons. NCBI's taxonomy places the organism in Eukaryota, Metazoa, Mollusca, Gastropoda, Architaenioglossa, Ampullariidae. The coding region runs from base 819 to 1832 and encodes 337 amino acids.
AUGACCGGAAGCCUAACAAAGCUGGGGAUAAAAAAUUUCAGCGUUACCAAGCUCAGCUCAGCUUAUGGAAACAGUCUGGUGAAAUUGGUGAACAGCCGCAGCAUAAGUGGGAUCUUGGCAAAGACUUUAAGUUUUCCUUUCUGAAGAAAGACAAGCAUUGUGUCCACCACCAGAAAAGUUUGCAGAAGAGUUCAUUAUGUUUGUACUCAUUCUGAAGAUGAUGCAUCUUUUAUACUGAAGGUGAUCAGAUACAUUAAUUAAACUCCAGCUGGCGAAGAAGUUGGGUAUUACAUGUUGAGCAAGAUCUGUCUCCCUGUGAACUUUCAUGGUCUCAUUCUCAAAUAUAAAAAUCAUUGGUCAGCUCACCAUGAGUUAGCUGGAUGCUGCUGGUACUGUAAGCAUUAAUUUGAUCCUAGUAAGUAAUGUCAUUUAAGGCGGCAGGAUCACCCAGAAUGGUCGAAAAAAUUUUUUUUUCGAUAACAGUAACUUAAGAUGUGUCAUUUUAUUCAUAAAUCUUUUCUCUUUCAGAGGGUAAGUUAAACUUUUGCCAGAGCUAUGUUGUUUUUUUAGAUAAUUGCAUCUACACAGGGUAGGGGUGGCAUGUCAGAAUGCUCCAAAAUGGUGGAAAAUAACAUUCAGUCACCUGCAACAUGACACACAAAUAAUAACCGCUCCCAAUAUAACUUCUAAAUAAUAAUUACUCCCUACUUCCGUGCACUUCCGCCAAGUUGAAAGCAUGGCUUUGUGAUUGCUUUUAGUGACAUUUUAAUUAAACUUUGGACCGAUUAUUGUGGCUACAGUUGUGUGACACUGUAACUAUGGCUAAUGAUCGUAAGUACGGACCUUCAAAGCCUAAAAAACGCAAAUUUUGUGGUAACCGGUACUCAAAAGAAAAAGCAACAGUGGGAAAAAGCAUACGAAGCACUUUCAGCAACAUUUGUUAUAUAGGCAAUUCAACUGUCAGUUCAGAAAGUUAUUGUGAACAGGUGGACACGCCCACUAGUAAGAUCAGAACAAAAAUUGCACACUGCACACUAACACAUGAAGGUUCCAGUGGGUUGAUGGAGGCCAGCGGUACAUGUGACAUUUUUAAAAGAUCAGUUGAGCAGUACAAACUCAGAUACUCGGGGUUUGUUGGUGAUGGGGACACUAACACUUAUAAAAAAGUGAGUGACAGCAUGCCCUAUGGUAACAAAAACAUUGACAAGCUUGAAUGUGUGGGACACGUCCAAAAGCGAGUAGGCACAAUACUUAGAAACCUUAAAAAAUGUACCAAAGAAAUUCUUAGUGAUGGAAAAGAACUUGGUGGAAAAGGGAGACUAACAGAAGUUGCUAUUGAUAAAUUACAAUGUUAUUAUGGAAAUGCUAUCAGGGAACAUAAACAGGACAUUGUCAAGAUGAGAGAAGCAGUUUGGGCAGUAUACUUUCACAAGGGUUCUUCUGAUGAAAAGCCUGUUCACAACUUUUGUGAUGUUAGCUGGUGCCCCUUUCUGAAGGCUAAAAGAAAUGGUAAACCAUACACUCAUAAAACUAACAACUACCUCCCUUCUGCUGUCAUGAAUUAUAUAAAACCUGCAUGGAAAGACCUUGCCAAAACAGAGCUUCUAACAAAGUGUCUAGGUGGCUACACACAAAACCAAAAUGAGUCACUCAACAGCAGCAUAUGGAAGUUGUUCCCAAAAACAAAGAAUCAUGGACUAAAAACUGUUGAAACAGCUGUGGCAAUUGCAGUUUCCAUGUUCAACGACAGCUGCACUAGUCUAAUGGCUAUUCUGAGGAUGAUGGACAUACAUCCGGGACAGUUUUGUUGCACGUUCUGUGAAGAAAGUUGAUGCCGAGCGUUUGAAAAAUGCACAGCGACAGGCAAGAUUGGCUUCCAAGGCUCUUCGCCAAGCUAGGAGACGCAGAAGACUGGGUGCUGAUGAGCAAGAAGCUGAGAGAGAGGGUCAUCCCUACCAACCUGGAGGAUACUGACUGCUUUUGGGUAGAAAAAUAUUCAUUUUCUGUGUGCCAAACUUUAACGAAAACCUACGUUAGUGCUGACUGUCUUCCAGUUAUUUUCCACAUUUGUUAACAGAUUUUCUUGAAACUUUGCAUAUACUCCCAGAUGGAGUGGCUCUGGUAUGAACCAAAAUCUCAUGCCUAUGUUUAAUACUUUCUAAGAUAUAAGGGCACAAAAGCUGUAUUUUUGACAAAAUUUUAACACUUUUUAAAGUCUUUCAUCACAGACAAACCAGAUACACUAGAAUAAUGACAGUGGUUCAUGCUACAGCUACACGUCUUCUCCAAAUGUAGAAAAAGUAUUUUAGCUCAGUCUCUGAUACUUGGGUCUAGACCAGUUCUGAAGUGUAUGCUAGUUUUAUUAGUGUCGCGAGGGUAUAUUUUUCAUUUAUUUAAUUUUUUAAGCCCUUUCCUCAUUCCAGAAACCAUUAAGAUAUCAGUAUCUUAAAAAUACAGUUUUGGGUGAUCCUGCCGCCUUAAGUGUUUUUAAGAACAUGAACUGCAGAACACAACAUGUUGUCUGUAAACAAGCUAUAAGAUGACCAUACAUUCCAUAAUGAAAGAAAGGGUAUAGACAUGUGACUUUUACAGAUCACCAAAAAUUUUUUGCUUGAAAGAAACAUAAAAUGCUGUAGUGAUUGUUUAUUUUUUAA